AUGAGUAACAUGAAUUGCACCACGGAGGCCCCGCGGAUCUUGUCAGGCGGUGGUGGGAUUACAAUCACAUUUCUACGGGAUGGGAAGGCUCGACGGACAAAACGCCGUACUCGCUUGGAUCGGGCUGUCGCUCGGGCUAGCAACGUGCUUGAGGGGUGGUUUGACGUGGCUAUCCAAGAUCCGGCCGCCUCCUUGACUUUGCAAUGGACCAUCACUAAUCUGAGUGGCUCGUUAUCCCGGUGUCAAUGGCAGCCUCUGGCGUGCCUUGGACAAUGGCGCGAAACUGUGGAGGUCUACAUCGCAAACAAUAAAAGACUGAAAGAGCUUUCCAAGCUCAAUGACAUAGCCUUCGUCACCUCGCACUUUCUUCCAGUCUUCGGUAGCUUGCCUGCGGCAGCUGUGAGUGUGCCCGGUGGCCGCUAUGUGGCAUUGCUGAUCAUGAUUUGA
This is a messenger RNA of Clonostachys solani, 447 nucleotides long. NCBI's taxonomy places the organism in Eukaryota, Fungi, Ascomycota, Sordariomycetes, Hypocreales, Bionectriaceae. The record is from the annotation of a GenBank genome assembly.